This is a messenger RNA of Mirounga angustirostris (Northern elephant seal), 3873 nucleotides long. RefSeq names its product alpha-mannosidase 2-like. The record is from RefSeq and is a predicted model, not a curated record. Gene Ontology annotation, cellular component: Golgi membrane. The transcript is spliced from 22 exons. Bases 305 to 3592 code for a protein of 1095 amino acids. Gene Ontology annotation, molecular function: carbohydrate binding; alpha-mannosidase activity. Lineage: Eukaryota; Metazoa; Chordata; Mammalia; Carnivora; Phocidae. Gene Ontology annotation, biological process: protein deglycosylation; mannose metabolic process; N-glycan processing.
CCCAGGAUGGGAACCCCAGAUGGAAUCUGAAACCUCCUCACAGCCAGGAAUGCGGCUUUGCCCGGGACACAGGACACCGAGGCUUGGGGCAGAGAACUCCUUCACGGUAGAGAGGAACCGCCUCAGCCCCAGGCCACCUUCCCCGUGGGCCGGCCACAGGGUCGGGGAGCGGUCCCAACAGGCCCGACUGCAACCCCGUGUGUGGGGCCUGGCCUCGUGGCAUGCAGGGUCCCCAGGAGACACCUGAGGUUCGGAGAGGGGACGUGCCAGGCCCGAGACACACAGCCCGGAGGGCCAGCUCUCAAUGUUGCAAGAAAAAAUAGACCAUUUGGAGCGUUUGCUAGCUGAGAAUAAUGAGAUCAUCUCAAACAUUAGAGACUCGGUCAUCAAUUUGAGUGAGUCUGUGGAGGAUGGUCCAAAAAGUUCACAAGGCAAUUUCAGCCAAGGUGCUGGCGCACCUCUUCUGCCAUCAAAACAGUUGUCCCUUGUAGUGGACCCUGAAGACUGUUCGUUCGCUUUGCAAAGUGGAAGUCGGAAUUCAGAUGUGCAGAUGUUGGAUGUUUACAGUCUAAUUCCUUUUGACAAUCCAGAUGGUGGAGUUUGGAAACAAGGAUUUGACAUUAGCUAUUUAUUUAAUGAAUGGGACUCUAAGCCCCUUCAAGUCUUUGUGGUGCCUCAUUCCCAUAAUGACCCAGGUUGGUUGAAGACUUUUGAUGACUACUUUAGAGAGAUGACUCAGUAUAUUUUUAAUAACAUAGUCAUCAAGCUGAAAGAAGACUCACAGAGAAAAUUUAUGUGGUCUGAGAUUUCUUACCUUUCAAAGUGGUGGGAUACUAUAGAUAAGCCGAAGAAGGAUGCUGUGAAAAGUUUGCUACAGAAUGGUCAGUUUGAAAUUGUGACAGGUGGCUGGGUUAUGCCUGAUGAAGCUGCUCCACAUUAUUUUGCCUUAAUUGACCAACUAAUUGAAGGACAUCAGUGGCUGGAAAAAAAUCUAGGAGUGAAACCUCGGUCCGGUUGGUCUAUUGAUCCUUUUGGACAUUCACCAACAAUGGCUUAUCUCCUCAAACGCGCCGGAUUUUCUCACAUGCUUAUUCAGAGAGCUCAUUAUGCAGUUAAAAAACAUUUUGCAUUGCAUAAAACGCUGGAAUUUUUUUGGAGACAGAAUUGGGAUCUGGGAUCUGGCACAGAUAUUUUUUGCCACAUGAUGCCUUUCUACAGCUAUGACAUCCCUCGUACGUGUGGACCUGAUCCUAAAAUAUGCUGCCAGUUUGAUUUUAAACGGCUUCCCGGAGGCAGAUUUGGUUGUCCCUGGGGAGUCCCCCCAGAAACAAUACAUCUUGGAAAUGUCCAAAAGAGGGCUGAGAUGCUUCUAGAUCAGUACCGAAAGAAGUCAAAGCUCUUCCGUACUACAGUUGUCCUGGCCCCACUAGGAGAUGAUUUUCGCUACUGUGAACGCAUAGAAUGGGAUCAUCAGUAUAAGAAUUAUCAGCUGCUUUUUGAUUAUAUGAAUUCUCAUCCUGAGUAUAAUGUUAAGAUACAGUUUGGGACUUUAUCAGAUUAUUUUGAUGCACUGGAUAAAGAAGAUGUAACCAUUAGAAAGAAUAGCCAAUCCAUGUCCCCUGUUCUAAGUGGAGAUUUUUUCACUUAUGCUGACCGAGACGAUCAUUACUGGAGCGGCUACUUUACAUCCAGACCCUUCUACAAACGAAUGGAUAGGAUAUUGGAAUCCCAUCUAAGGGCUGCUGAAAUUCUUUACUGUUUCGCCCUGAAACAAGCUCAGAAAUACAAGAUAAGUAAAUUUCUUUCAUCAUCCCAUUACAUGGCACUGACAGAAGCCAGAAGAAAUUUGGGACUGUUUCAACAUCAUGAUGCUAUCACAGGAACUGCAAAAGAUUGGGUGGUUGUGGAUUAUGGUACCAGACUCUUUCAUUCAUUAACGAAUUUGAAGAAGAUAAUUGGAUAUUCUGCACUACUUCUUAUUUUGAAGGACAAAACCUCGUACAACUCUUACUCUUUUGAUAACCUCCUAGACAUGGAUUUGAAACAAAACUCACAAGGUUCUCUACCACAAAAAACUGUAAUAACACUGAGUGCAGAGCCAAGGUAUCUUGUGGUCUGUAAUCCUUCAGAACAAGACCGAAUCUCAGUGGUCUCAGUCUAUGUGAGUUCCCCCACAGCACAAGUGUCUUCUGCUUCCAGAAAGCCUGUGGAAAUUCAGAUGAGUGCAGUUUGGAAUACAGCAACUACUAUUUCACAGACAGCCUAUGAGAUCUCCUUCCUAGUGCAGAUGCCACCACUCGGACUGAAAGUGUAUAAAAUUUUGGAAUCAGCAAGUUCAGACCCACAUUUAGCUGAGUAUGUGCUGCAUAAUGGUAACGUAAAAGAUAAAGGAAUUUUCAACAUGAAGAAUGUAAAAAGUACUGAAGAAGAUAUAACUCUAGAGAACUCCUUUGUUAAACUUCGGUUUGAUCAGUCUGGGCUUUUGGAGGAAAUGAUAAGUAAAGAAGACAGUAAACAUCAUGAAGUAAAAGUGCAAUUUUCAUGGUAUGGAACCACCAGUAAAAAGGACAAAAGUGGUGCCUACCUCUUCUUACCUGAUGGGGAAGCCAAGCCUUAUGUUUACACAACACUGCCCUUUGUCAGAGUGCAACGUGGAAGGUUUUACUCAGACGUGACUUGCUUUUUGGAACAUGUUACCCAUAGGGUCCGACUGUACAACAUCCAAGGAACAGACGGACAGUCUGUGGAAGUGUCCAAUAUCGUGGACAUCCGAAAAGAACAUAACCGUGAGAUUGCAAUGAGAAUUUCUUCUAGCAUAAACAGUCAAAACAAAUUUUAUACUGACCUGAAUGGAUAUCAGAUUCAGCCCAGAAUGACGAUGAGCAAAUUGCCUCUUCAAGCAAAUGUCUAUCCGAUGACCACAAUGGCCUAUAUACAGGACACCAAGCAUUGCUUGACAUUACUCUCAGCUCAGUCUUUAGGGGUUUCAAGUUUGAAAAGUGGUCAGAUUGAAGUUAUCAUGGAUCGAAGACUCAUGCAAGAUGAUAAUCGCGGCCUUGAGCAAGGUGUCCAUGAUAACAAGGUUACAGCUAAUUUAUUUCGACUACUACUGGAAAAAAGAAGUGUGAAUACGGAAGAAGAAAAGAAGUCAGUCAGUUAUCCUUCUCUCGUUAGCCACAUAACUUCCUCUUUCCUGAAUCAUCCUGUCUUUACAAUGACAGAAAAGAUCCCCGUGCCCACCCUUCAGCUGCUAGGUGAAUUCUCUCCGUUACUGUCAUCUUUGCCUUGUGACAUUCAUCUCGUUAAUCUGAGGACAAUACAGUCAAAGGUGGAUGGCAAGCAUUCCGAUGAGGCAGCCUUGAUCCUCCACAGGAAGGGGUUUGACUGCCGCUUCUCGAGCAGAGACACGGGGCUGCUUUGUUCCACAACCCAGGGAAAGAUUUUGGUACAGAAGCUUCUUAGCAUGUUUACUGUCGCAAGUCUCAUACCUUCAUCAUUAUCCUUGAUGCAUUCACCUCCAGACGCCCGAAAUAUAAGUGAGAUCAACUUGAGUCCCAUGGAAAUCAGCACAUUCCGAAUCCAGUUGAGAUGAACCUGGCUUUCAAAUUUUGAUUGGGAAGCAUUGUCUUUUAUACACUUCUUGGUUUGACGUGCAAUAAGGAAGCACAUUAUUUUAGCUUCUGGCUACUGUGAGGACAUGAAUUAUGUGAUUGUUAUUAUAAUUAUUAUUAUUAUUAUUAUUAUUAUUAUUAUUAUUAUUAUUUUACUAGUACAGAAAGAAAAAAAAAAGCCAUGCUAUAGCCAGUUUUUCUUUAAGUUCCAUCCAUGAAUCACCACCAUCAGUAUGAAUCGAUGCAACAAUGAAGGAAGAAA